Messenger RNA from Candoia aspera, 2582 nucleotides. It is a transcript of the gene SEMA3E, whose product is annotated as semaphorin 3E. The record is from RefSeq and is a predicted model, not a curated record. Gene Ontology annotation, biological process: negative regulation of axon extension involved in axon guidance; semaphorin-plexin signaling pathway; axon guidance. Lineage: Eukaryota; Metazoa; Chordata; Lepidosauria; Squamata; Candoiidae. Gene Ontology annotation, cellular component: plasma membrane. The transcript is spliced from 17 exons. Gene Ontology annotation, molecular function: semaphorin receptor binding; chemorepellent activity. Bases 97 to 2421 code for a protein of 774 amino acids.
AUUCACGAGAACUCCGAAACAGUCAAGUGGGAACUUUUCAUUAAUUAGCCGCCGGGAGAGCCCCGCUUAGAAGAGCCAGGCUUAUCCCGGAUCAGCAUGGCAAGGCGAGACCUCUUCAUCCUGGCGUUGGCCUUGGUUUUUCUAGAUCUACGGACUGGAGGCCACGCAGCAGAUACGAGUCAGCCGAGGUUGCGCCUGUCGCAUAAAGAGCUAUGGGAUAUGAACCGAACAUCAGUUUUUCAUAGUCCGUCUGGAUACCUUGGCCUUCAUGUAAUGCUUCUGGAUGAGUAUCAAGAUCGACUGUUUGUUGGAGGAAAAAACCUGAUAUAUUCUCUCAGCUUAGACCGAGUCAGUGAGAAAUACAGAGAGAUUCAUUGGCCCAGUAGCUCCCUGCAGGUGGAAGAAUGCACAAUCAAAGGAAGAUCUAUGGAGGAAUGUGCAAAUCACAUCUGUGCUUUACACCGAUACAAUAGAACACAUCUGCUGGCCUGUGGUACUGGAGCUUUUGAUCCCAUCUGUGCUUUUGUCAGAGCUGGCCAUCAAUCAGAGGAUCAUCUCUUUCAUCUAGAAGCUCACAGAUUUGAGAAAGGAAGGGGCAGAUGUCCAUAUGCACCAAGUUCCUCCUUCAUCUCCACUUUAUAUGGUACUGAAUUAUUUACUGGACUCUACAGUGACUACUGGGGGAGAGACGCUGCAAUCUUCCGCAUGAUGGGACGCAUGGCACACAUCCGGACUGAACCCGAUGAUGAUCGACUGCUGAAAGAACCUAAAUUUAUUAGUUCCCAUGUGAUUCCUGACAACGAAGACCAGGAAGACAACAAGGUGUAUUUCUUCUUUACUGAGAAAGCUUUAGAGGCAGAAACAGGUGCUCAUGCUCUAUAUUCCAGAGUGGGCAGAGUGUGUGCGAAUGACAUGGGAGGACAAAGGAUGCUGGUGAAUAAAUGGACUACUUUCCUCAAAACCAGAUUGAUAUGCUCCGUACCAGGGAUGAAUGGCAUUGACACGCAUUUUGAUGAGUUGGAAGAUAUAUUUUUGCUCCAGACUCGGGAUAACAAAAACCCAGUGAUAUUUGGACUCUUCAACACUACAAGUAAUAUAUUCCACGGAUAUGCUAUAUGUGUAUAUCACAUGGCUAGUAUUCGGGCAGCUUUCAAUGGACCAUAUGCUCACAAAGAAGGACCUGAAUACCACUGGUCUGUCUAUGAAGGCAAAGUACCCUACCCAAGACCUGGAUCGUGUGCCAGCAAAGUGAAUGGGGGUCUGCAUGGGAGUACCAAAGACUACCCAGAUGAAGCAAUCCGUUUUGCUCGAACUCAUCCACUGAUGUAUCAGGCUGUUCGGCCUGUUCAUAAAAGACCAAUUCUUGUGAAGACAGAUGGAAAAUACAAACUCAAACAAAUAGCAGUAGAUAGAGUGGAAGCAGAAGAUGGUCAAUAUGAUGUCUUAUUUAUUGGAACAGAUAAUGGGAUCGUCCUGAAAGUUAUUACAAUUUACAACCAAGACACAGAAUCUAUGGAAGAAGUGAUUCUUGAAGAGCUGCAAGUGUUCAAAGUGCCAGCUCCUGUUAUUUUUAUGGAAAUUUCUUCCAAAAGACAACAAAUUUAUGUUGGGUCUGAGUCUGCUGUUGCACAGGUAAAGUUCCACCAGUGUGACAUGUAUGGAACAGCCUGUGCUGACUGCUGCCUCGCAAGAGAUCCAUACUGUGCUUGGGAUGGGAUCUCCUGUUCCAGAUAUUAUCCAACAGGAACACAGACAAAAAGACGCUUCCGUAGACAAGAUAUCCGUCAUGGAAAUGCAGCUCAGCAGUGCUUCGGCCAGCAGUUGCUAGGAGAAGCCUUGGACAAGACUGAAGAGCGACUGGUGUAUGGAAUUGAAUACAACAGCACUCUGCUUGAGUGUAUCCCAAGAAGCUUGCAAGCCAAAGUGAUUUGGUUUGUACAGAGAGCUCAUCAACCCCGAAAGGAAGAGGUGAUAGCUGAUGAGAGGAUCCUCAAAGUGGAUAUUGGCCUAUUGUUUUUAAGAUUGCACCGGAUGGACGCUGGAACAUAUUUUUGCCAGACAGUAGAACACAGCAUUGUUCAUACAGUAAGAAAAAUCGCCCUUGAAGUUGUGGAAGAGGAACGUGUAGAUGACAUGUUCAAUAAAGACUAUGAAGAGGAUAUAUCUCAGAAAAUGCCUUGUCCUGCACAGAGUAGCAUCCCUCAUGGAUCAAAGCCAUGGUACAAGGAGUUCUUACAAUUAAUAGGUUAUAGCAAUUUCCAGAGAGUGGAGGAAUACUGUGAAAAAGUGUGGUGCACAGAUAAGAAGAGAAAAAAGCUGAAAAUGUCUCCAUCCAAGUGGAAGUAUGCCAAUCCACAAGAGAAGAAAGCACGUAUCAAAUCAGAGCAUUACCGAGUUCCCAGGCACACUGCUGACUCAUGAUGGGAAAACCAAUAAUAUGACACACACACACCCCCCAAAAGAAAUCCCAUUCAAGAGAGCGUUUUGGGGUUUGGACCUAACAAAAGGGGAUGCUGAGACUGUAAAUGAGCUAAAAUGCUUUUAGUAAGUUAUAUACUUGAUGUCUAUUUAGAUGCAUUCUU